Molecule: messenger RNA, 2328 nt
Organism: Clunio marinus
Lineage: Eukaryota; Metazoa; Arthropoda; Insecta; Diptera; Chironomidae
Source: the annotation of a GenBank genome assembly
AUGUACGAGCCGACUCAAAAGGAAUUCAGAACGGAAACAUGCACAAAAACAUCUUAUCCAAGUGUUUUUGGAAAGACUGUUACGCUGCCGAUGCUAUUGAAAUCCGGGAUUUUAGUUCCGGGUAAAUCAACAAUGUCCAUCGAGUAUAUGGGACAAAAAUUUAUUGGGGAUCUUUUAGACGACGGUAAGAUCAAGUCUCAAGAAACAGAAACAAUUUUUUGUUCUCCAAGUGCUUGGGCAAUCAAUUGUAAGAAAAUCAUUAAUCCAGACAAAAAAUCAGGAUGUGGUUGGGCCAGUGUGAAGUACAAAGGAAAGAAACUCGACAUUUACAAAGCGAUGUAUCAUAAAAAGUGCCAACAGCAAAAAGAUGAAGAAGAUAUUCCAAGUGAAGAUGAAGAAAAAGAGGUGAUAACAAAACCAGUUGAAUUACCAGUUCCGCCAAAAAAGAAUCUUCUUCAACACAGUGCUAUUUGUAAUCAAACAAUUCUGCAAGAUAUCAAUAUGCUGGUUGAAGCAGUUCCAUUCUCAAACAUUGGUCGAGUUCAACCUUUUCUCGUCAAUAUUACUUCAUCAGCGACCCUUCUCAUUGAUUUUCAUAGUCAUCUUACAACAAACGAAGUCUGCGGAUAUCUUGGUGGUACAUGGGAUUUUAAUACACACAAUUUAAACAUCACGCACACUUUUCCUUUACUCAACACACGAUUUGAUCGUGAAAAGUCAGCCGAAUGUGAAUACGAAAUUCAGAAAGCAAUGCUUGAUAAAAACAUUCAGCUUGUUGGUUGGUAUCAUUCACAUCCACGAUUUUCAGCUCAUCCAACGCUUCGUGAUUGUGAUAAGCAAAUGGACUAUCAAAUUAAGCUUCGUGGAACUUCAGACACAACAUAUACGCCAUGCGUUGGCUUUAUUUUUGCCUCAUAUGAUGCAGAGGAUGAAGAUGUCGAAGAAGAAGGCAAAAUGAUGCCUUUUUGGGUGUUACCACCGCCUGAAAAUCGACCACACGAACUCGGACGGCCGAUGUCAAUGACAUACAAUAUCAUUCAAGAUGAAAAACUACCCGAUGAAAUCAAAGAACAAAUGUCGACUUGUAUUAAUUACUACAGAAAAUUCCAAUUUGAACUUCUCGAUUUUUCCGAGAUGAAACUGAAGGAUGAUGUAAUGGUGCUGGAAAAAGUGAAAAAUUCAAUGUUCCAACGAUUUCCAAUUGAAGAUCAAAACACGGGUGAAUUAUGGAAUUGGAUACUCGAACUUAUAGGAUUGGAAAGAGAAGAUCCAGUUGUGAUUCCAAAAAAAAUAUUUGAUAAAAAGAAACGUCUUGAAGAUGAAGCGAGAGAAAGAGAAAAUUUGCUAAGGGAACAGGAAGAGAAGAAAUUGCGUGAUGAACAAGAAGCAACAAAACAAGCACUUAAUGCAAUAUCAAGUUUACAGCAACAACUCAGUCAACCUUCGGGAUUGAACAUGACCCCUUCGCCAAUCUCAUCAGCAAUAAUUUCAUUGCCAGCGACAACAAAUCAUAAGCAAAGUACGUCGUCGAAUGCAACAAAUACGUCAUCGUCACCACGUGAUAGUCCAGCGACUAUUCCGUCAACAGCAACAAGUCCAGCAAAAUUUGAAGUUCCAAUUCGAGCGAGUCCAUCGCCAGCUAAAUCUGAUACUUCAUCAGUAAGAGCUCGAAAUUCACCAGCACCAAGUCCAGCAAAGUUACCAGAACGUCCACCACGUAACAGUUCCAGUGUCAGCUCAACAAGUUCCAAAUAUGAUCUCGGUUACUCAUCAAACAACCUCAGUGAUCUCUACGCUGCAACACUUGCUUCCUUUGCCAAGAAUCUACCACCAGGACUCCUUCCAAACGACUACGCGUCGUUUCUUCAAGGAUCAAAAAUGUCUGAUUUUGGAAUAACUGAUUACCAUCAUCAACAACAUCAUCAUGAGAAUGUGAGAGAAACAACAAGUAAACGGAAAGGUCGGCCACCAAGUAAUCAUAAUCAAAAUCAAAAUAAUUAUGAUUACGAAGGUUACAAAUCAGAAGUUGGAAAAAUUGCUGAUUUAAUGAAGUCUCCUGAAUAUACUCAAAUGCUUAUGAAUCAAGCGAAUGCUUUUCGUGGUUUAGGAUCUGAAAUCACUGUGACAAGAAAAUCUUCUAACAAUAAUUCACCGUCGUCAAAUUCCAAUAAAAAAGCUUCGCCAUCAACAUCAACGACAACAACGGUGUCAGCAACCUCGAAUCAAAGCAACUAUUCGCAAUCAUCAAACAAUAAUUCAGCAUCGAAAUCAUCACUUUUACAACAUUUACCAGUCAUGGAUUUGAAUUAUCUUGCUGAAAUAUAUUAA